CAGCGCGCGUGACGCAUUGAUUGUGCUGACUUCCUAGCGAGCACGACACAAGCAAGCGGAGCAUCAGAGUAAAAGUAUGUGAAUUAACGAUGUCCAGUGGAUAAAGUCAAACCAGGAUGAUCCACUAGCAAGACCUGAUAGUUCUGGUUUCUCUCUACAGGGUAUUUUUAAGUGUCAGGGUGGGAUAUUGGGAGAGAUGCCGUCCAAUAAGAGUGUUUCAGAUGCCCCGAUCACACAGUUUGUGAACUGCAGGAUACUGAAGGAUCACAAGCUGCAAUGGGAAGACCUGUGGGUCCGUGAGGGCAAGAUUUUGAACCCGGAGAAGCUGUUCUUCGAUGAGGAGGGUUUUGCGGAUCACAAAGUUGACUGCGAGGAUAACAUCAUUGCACCUGGAUUCAUAGAUGUACAGAUAAAUGGUGGAUAUGGCAUCGACUUCUCCCAGGCCAGCAGUGACAUCAGAGGAGGCGUGGCUUUGGUGGCCAAAAAGAUUCUAGAACACGGUGUCACUUCCUUUUGCCCGACCCUUGUCACGUCUCCACCAGACAUAUACCAUAAGGUCAUUCCUGAGGUCAAAGCUCAGGACGGAGGACCGGAGGGGGCAGGAGUUUUAGGUAUUCAUCUGGAGGGGCCAUUCAUCAGUGAAGAGAAGAGAGGCGCUCACCCUCCGAAGUUCCUCCGCACUUUUAAAGCAGGUGGCGUGGCCGACCUGAUGGAGACUUAUGGGCACCUGGACAAUGUAGCCAUGGUAACCCUCGCACCAGAACUAGCCAAUAGCGCGGCAGCAAUCCGUGAACUGUCAGGAAGAGGCAUUGCAGUGUCACUCGGUCACUCUAUGGCUGAUGUCUCUCAGGCUGAAGAGGCUGUGCAGCAUGGAGCCACAUUCAUUACACAUUUAUUUAAUGCCAUGUUGCCUUUUCAUCAUCGAGACCCGGGCAUUGUGGGAUUGCUCACAAGUGAUCGUGUUCCACCAGGUCGGACGGUUUACUACGGUAUGAUCGCAGACGGGAUACACACACACCCUGCAGCGCUGCGCAUCGCACACAGAGCCAAUCCCGCAGGGUUGGUGUUGGUCACUGACGCUGUGAUGGCAAUGGGUCUUCCUCCUGGUCGACACACACUCGGACAGCAGCAGAUAGACAUCCAGGGGCUUCACGCUUAUGUCUUAGGCACUAAAACUUUGAGUGGCAGCAUUGCGACCAUGGACAUGUGUGUGAGACACUUCAGAGAGGCAUCAGGUUGUACAGUAGAAGCUGCAUUAGAAGCUGCAUCGCUGCAUCCUGCUCAGAUGCUGGGCAUCAGUCACAGGAAGGGAACGCUGGAGUAUGGCACUGAUGCAGAUUUUGUAGUGCUCGAUGACACACUGACAGUCAGGGAAACCUACAUUGCUGGACAGCAGGUCUGGAGGAAGUGACAUCAUCUGGAGGACUGUCUUCUGCUGGGAUCAUUAAAGAUUUUUUUUAAUUACAAUUUCUUUCUCUCUUUGGACUUGGAUCACCAAAAAGGCAAAUUACUGCCAAUACAUAUGUGUUAUUCUCAUUAAAUUGAAUUCUAUUCAUUAAUUCCAUCCUGGAUAAAAAAAAAAAAACAUACUCCCUAUAUAUAUACAAAUCUAACUUGUUGAAAUGUGUAACCCAAAAAGUAAAAAAAAUCUAAAGGGUCCAGUUAUUUCAUUAAUUACCUACAUAAUUCAGUGCCCUCAAUCUAAUGUGAAACUGGACAGUUUAACCAACUGAUUUCCUCAAUGUUUCUGUUAUGUUCUUUUUACCUGUUACCAGAAUUUUUUGGUAUAAUAAAAAUGUAUGUUUGUGAAUCUGAAUGAGUAAGACGCACAUAUAACGGAUGUAUUAAAGAUAUCCAGCUUACUUGAA
Molecule: messenger RNA, 1868 nt
Organism: Carassius gibelio (silver crucian carp)
Lineage: Eukaryota; Metazoa; Chordata; Actinopteri; Cypriniformes; Cyprinidae
Product: N-acetylglucosamine-6-phosphate deacetylase
Exons: 12
Coding region: 197-1411 (404 amino acids)
Biological process (GO): N-acetylglucosamine catabolic process
Molecular function (GO): N-acetylglucosamine-6-phosphate deacetylase activity
Source: RefSeq, a predicted model, not a curated record